Messenger RNA from Oncorhynchus gorbuscha (pink salmon), 2407 nucleotides. RefSeq names its product brevican core protein-like. Lineage: Eukaryota; Metazoa; Chordata; Actinopteri; Salmoniformes; Salmonidae. Gene Ontology annotation, molecular function: signaling receptor activity. The record is from RefSeq and is a predicted model, not a curated record.
AUGUGCAGAGGGUGGACUAAGUUUCAGGGCAACUGUUACCUGCACUUCCCGAGAGAGACCUGGCUGCAGGCCGAGCAGCGCUGCCGAGACCUCAGCUCUCACCUGGUCAGCAUCAUCACCCCAGAGGAACAGCACUUUGUCAACUCCAACGGCCAGGACUACCAGUGGAUUGGGCUCAAUGACAAGACCGUGGAGAAUGACUUCCGCUGGAUAGACGGCACACCACUGCAAUUUGAGAACUGGCGGCCGAACCAGCCGGAUAACUACUUUAACUCUGGAGAAGACUGUGUGGUGAUGAUCUGGCAUGAGAACGGCCAAUGGAACGACGUUCCCUGCAACUACCACCUGCCCUUCACCUGCAAGACUGGCCCAGUAUACUGUGGCGCACCGCCAGAGGUGGAGAAUGCCAAGAUGUUUGGCAGCAGGCGGGAACAGUAUACGGUGGGGUCCAUCAUCCGCUACCAGUGUAACCCAGGCCUCCUACAGCGCCACCUGCCUGUGGUGCGCUGCAUGGCAGACGGACAGUGGGAGAAGCCACAGGUGGAAUGCCUGGGCGCAGUGCCCUCCCCCAGUAACAGAAUACAGCGCAGAUCGAUCAGAAGGCGAGGAGAACCAACCAGCAGCAAACGUCACUAAGCAGGGAAGAUUAAAGAAGAUCUCUUGAAGAUAAUUAUUUUAUAAGAACAUUUACAGAACACAGAAGCCAUUUUCUAACUUACUAACGAGGUUUGAAUGUUUGAAGUACCCACCUUGUACAUAAGACCAAAUCAACUUUGAGCAGUAACAUUGUCUUUUCAGUUUGUCACUCUCUGACUAUUUAAAAAAAAAGUAUGAAUUAAGCCAUUAUGUAAUUGUAUGUUUUUGUCAUUCUUGUCCCAAAAUAAUGACAUGUGUUCAUUAUAUAUAAGAGUUGUUUAUUGUUUGGAGUUUUAUUGUUAUUAUUAAUAUAAUUUUUGGUUUUGGUGGAUUGUGAUGCCGUUGAUAAGGUGUGAGUUGUUGCUAAAAUACUUUGUCCAUGUCGCUAACUAGACUGGAUUAUGGAGACAUGGUGUAGGGUGAAGUUUCCGCUAGACACUGAUCUUGGGUCAGUUUUACUUUUCCUCCACUAAUGGUUAAGAUGAGGGUUGGUGGAGGGGAAGCUGAUCUAACUCUGUACCUAGGGGAAACUUCACCCCUGUUCUAGAUCUUUGCCAAACCAGACAGUGUGUGUUAGACUGUACCACCCAGAGGUAAACACCCAAUCUGGCCAGACGGUAUUUAGUGGGGGUUUGGCACGUUGCUAUGAGCCAAGCAGAGGCUUGGUGAAAUUCACCCAUUGAGGAGAUACUAGACAGUCAGAAGUAUGUUUGUAUUCUGGAGGUGCCUACAUAAUAUACACUCACUAUGGGAGAUGGAUAUAUGUCUAAUAAUCCAUGAAGGACUGUGAAUUUGAUAGAAAAAGUCUAUUGAGUUACUUUUGAGCGCUGUUAGCCUAGCAAUGUUAGCCUAGCAAUGUUAGCCUAGCAAUGUUAGCCUAGCAAUGUCCGGUUGUAGCAAUGAUAAGCAAGAUGAGGUAAAGGGGAUGAGAUCUUGUGCAUGUAUCCACCAAACAAGCAUUUAUGAGUCACCAAAUGAUCACCUAUCUUUAAAAUAGUAGAUGCUAAAGGGGAAAACAAUAUCUAUAAUUGUCAGAUGUCUUCAUACAUCAAAAGUGGUGUUGUGUAAAACCGAGAAAUCUUUUACGCUUCAAUGAAUAAACAUGUCUGACGAGUUUUGAUUUUGGGGUGAACGAUCGCUUUCACCUUUUACUGCAGUGGGCUAAAUCAGGGUCACAUAAAUCUACUUUGAAACAAAAGUAUCCACCUCACACACAUGGUUAUGGGCUUAAAAGAAAUAAGACACCUGUACCAUGUCACAUAUAGAGUUGAAAUGUAUUAAAUGUUGAGUUUGAAUCCCAAUAUUACACUUUAUAUACAUCACAGAAAACUGAAAUAUAACAAAACCGUCUGACAUAGAAAACAGUUGUUCAAAAUAAUGCUUAUUAAUUAUGAAAUUAUGAAAAAUAUUAAUAACAUUCCACCCAUGAGGCCACUAGGUCAUUUGACUGCAGGAAAGGGCUAUGGGAGGGGAUAAUAAGGGAGAUAUUAUUUAUUUAAUCUCUAAGUCAUAAAGAGAAAGCUAGCGAAGCCGACACAGCAGGCUACUGUGUCCGUCUGUAUUUCAAACCUACAUAAUUUGUUUAGAGCAGAAGGGAGACGGAGUGCCUGAUGUGAAUAAUACACAGCAAUGUUAGAAUCUCUGCCUGCCACACUGGAGAGGCAACAUCAUGCGAUCUACUGAGGCUGCCCUAAAAUAAGAGAGUGAAAGAGGACUCAACUUCUCAAAUAAGAGAGAGAGAGGACUCAACUUCUCAAAUAAGAGAGAGAGA